Rhododendron vialii is the source of this 2387-nucleotide messenger RNA. Its product is annotated as protein ASPARTIC PROTEASE IN GUARD CELL 1-like. The coding region runs from base 32 to 2122 and encodes 696 amino acids. Gene Ontology annotation, molecular function: aspartic-type endopeptidase activity. NCBI's taxonomy places the organism in Eukaryota, Viridiplantae, Streptophyta, Magnoliopsida, Ericales, Ericaceae. The record is from RefSeq and is a predicted model, not a curated record. Gene Ontology annotation, biological process: proteolysis. The transcript is spliced from 12 exons.
UGUUACAGUUUCUUUCUGGGGGCGCCAGAGAAUGGUUGGAGAGUCUUCUCCUCCCUUCGUCCCCCCGCUGACUUUCCCUCCUCCUAUAGGUCCAGAGUCUCUCUCUCUCUCUCUCUCUCUCUCUCUCUCCACUCCCGAUUCCCAAAUGGCAACGCCGCCGUCACUUCUCACCGUCGUCCUGAUCCUAUUCCUCACCGUGCUAAACCGGUCCGUUUCCUCCUCCUCCUCUCCGUACCUAUCUGGACUCAUCCAAGCCAACGCCCUCGUACUCCCACCGCCCCACGGCGGCGCCGACAACCGCCACGUCAUGUUCCUCCCCCUCUUCCUCUCUCCCCCCACCUCUCCUCCCAACUCCUCCGUCGUAUACAAGUCACGCCGCCAACUCCAAGGCUCCACGUCUCUCCGCCCCAUCGCCCACAUGCGCCUCCACGAUGAUCUCCUCCUCAACGGUUACUAUACGACCAGGCUUUGGAUCGGAACUCCUCCGCAGAAAUUCGCUCUUAUAGUUGAUACGGGGAGUACCGUUACUUACGUUCCAUGCUCUUCUUGUGAGCAGUGUGGUAGGCAUCAGGAUCCAAAGUUCCAACCAGAAUUGUCCAGCAGCUACCAACCCGUGAAGUGCAACAUUGAUUGCAAUUGUGACACUGACAGGGUGCAAUGUGUUUAUGAGAGACAGUAUGCUGAAAUGAGUUCUAGCAGUGGUGUGCUUGGCGAGGACAUCUUGUCGUUUGGAAAUGAAAGUGAACUUACACCCCAGCGUGCUGUUUUUGGUUGUGAAAAUGCGGAAACUGGCGACCUUUACACUCAGAAUGCUGAUGGCAUAAUGGGUUUGGGACGUGGAGAUCUAAGUGUUGUGGAUCAACUUGUUAACAGAGGUGUAAUUAGUAAUUCUUUUUCCUUGUGUUACGGUGGAAUGGAUGUCGGGGGUGGUGCAAUGGUUCUUGGUGGAAUUGCUGCCCCUUCUGACAUGGUGUUCACCCUUUCGGAUCCUGGACGCAGUCCAUAUUAUAAUAUUCGGCUGAAGGAGAUAAAUGUUGCUGGGAAGAAGUUGCCUUUAAAUCCAAGGGUUUUUGAUGGCAAACAUGGAACUGUUCUGGAUAGUGGUACUACAUAUGCUUACCUGCCAGAAGAAGCAUUUGUAGCAUUUAAGUCUGCUAUUAUGGCAGAACUCCAUUCUCUCAAACAGAUUCCCGGUCCUGACCCAAAUUACAAUGAUAUUUGCUUCGUUGGUGCUGGAAGUGAUGUCUCGCAACUGUCUAACACAUUUCCAGUGGUUGACAUGGUAUUUGGCAAUGGACACAAGCUGCCACUGUCUCCUGAGAACUACUUGUUUCGGCACUCAAAGGUUCAUGGUGCCUAUUGCUUGGGGAUCUUCCAGAAUGGAAAGGAUCCAACUACCUUGUUAGGAGGAAUCAUUGUCCGCAAUACUCUUGUGAUGUAUGACCGAGAGCGUAAAAAAGUCGGUUUCUGGAAAACAAAUUGUUCUGAGUUAUGGGAAAGGCUUCAGGCCAUUGCUCCUCCACCUCCUGAUAGAACAAACUCAGAUGGAUCACCUACAAUGGCUCCUGCACAGCCGCCGCAUAUUAGUCCGGGCGAACUUCAAAUUGGACUCAUAACAUUUUACAUGUUGUUGAGUGUCCAGUAUGGAUAUCUUAAGCCUCGCAUUACAGACCUUGCUCACGUUGUUUCCCAGCAGUUAGAUGUCGAUGAUUCACAGAUCAAGUUGUUGGAUUUUACUGCUAAAGGAAAUGAUUCGCUUAUACAAUGGGCCAUCCUGCCAGCAGGAUCUGGCGAGUACUUUACAAAUGCCACCGCAAUGAGUAUUAUUGCACGAUUAUCUGAACAUCGUGUCCGGCUUCCUGAUGACUUUGGGAGUUAUCAAUUGGUUGGAUGGAAUAUUGAGCCUCCACCGAAGCAGACUUGGUGGCACCAGCCUUACAUGGUUGUGGUUGUAGCAAUUGUUAUUACCCUAGUUCUUGGAUUGUCUGCUUCCGGUUUAUGGAUUAUUUGGAAACAAAGAGACCAAACACUUGUUUCAUACAAGCCUGUUGAUAAUCCUGUUGAUUCUGUUAUUGCCGAGCAAGAACUCCAGCCGCUACGAACCGAAGUUGCCAUGGCCUGAUGAAUUGUGCAUAGUAUGGUGAAGCAUUCAACUCUUUGACAAGUCACGAUGACUGAUUUCUGCAAGAGCAGCUUCAAAAUUUUGUCAACGGGAUCCAUACGUGCAAACAAACCUUUUCAUGGCUUUAUUUGAUGUUACAUUAGCUGGGCUACAACUAUAAAAGGGAAAUUGUUCACAUUUUUCUUUUGUGGGGUACAGAACUACUUUGGAAAUUGUAAGACAGGCAUUGAAUCAAAGGUCUCACCAAUAAGUCAAAAUUUGCGAA